This is a messenger RNA of Prunus armeniaca (apricot), 1116 nucleotides long. NCBI's taxonomy places the organism in Eukaryota, Viridiplantae, Streptophyta, Magnoliopsida, Rosales, Rosaceae. The record is from the annotation of a GenBank genome assembly.
AUGCUGGACGACUUGGCUGGUUCCCAAUGGUUUUCUAAGAUAGAUCUUUCCAGUGGCUACCAUCAAAUCCGCAUUCGUGAAGGAGAUGAGUGGAAAACCAUGUUUAAAACCCCUAAUGGUUUAUAUGAAUGGCUUGUUAUGCCCUUUGGAAUGUCCAAUGCACCUAGCACAUUUAUGAGGCAUAGAUCCCGCCAAGGUGGCAGCUAUUACUGGUUGGCAGCAGCCAUGACCUUGACAAAGGAACGCAACUUUCAUGGUCUCGCCUCUUUUUAUCGACGAUUUAUUCUAAGGUUCAGUACUAUUAUGGCACCAAUCACUGAUUGUAUGAAACAAAGAGCUUUUCUGUGGACCCUUGAGGCUGCCAAGGCCUUUACAAUUUUGAAGCAAUAUAUUACUCAGGCGCCUGUUCUUCGACAUCAUGAUUUGACUAAAGUCUUUGAAGUCGCAUGUGACGCUUCCGAAGUCAGGAUUGGUGGUGUGCUUAGCCAAGAAGGACAUCUUGUAGCAUACUUUAGUAUUCCCCGUACUUCUCUUCAUGAAUUCCUUGUUUGGGAACUACAUGGUGGCGGCCUCACAGGACAUUUUGGCAAAGAUAAAACUAUUGCCUUGGUGGAAGAUCGUUUUUAUUGGCUAUCGUUAAAACGUGAUGUUGCUCAUCUCAUCUCCCAAUGCUGCACAUGCCAGCUAGCUAAAGCUCGCAAACGUAACAUAGGUCUAUAUACCCCUCUGCUGAUACCUCAUGCCCCAUGGAAGGAUCUUAGCAUGGAUUUCGAAGUAGUCCGUUUGCAUGGCCUCCCCGUCUCCAUUACUUCUGCCUUGAAGUUUUCCUCUACUUUUCAUCCCCAAACGGAUGGUCAAACUCAGGUGGUUAAUCGCAGUUUCGGUGAUUUACUUCGCUGUUUAGUUGGGGAUAAGCCUGGUAAUUCGGAUUUCUUGUUGCAUGUGGCUGAGUUUGCUUAUAACAACUCAGUUAAUCGAAGUACUGGUAAGAGUCCUUUUGAGGUUGUUCAUGGGUUUUCUCCCCGAUCACCUGUUGAUUUGGUUGCUCUUCCUGUGGCUGCCUGCGCAUCAGAUUCUGCUACUUCUUUUGCUGAACAUAUUAGGCCAACUUCAUGA